GUUCGAAGCACAUUCUUGUGACAGACAUCGUGCAGUGCAGUUCAUUGUCUGUCUUUUCAUUUGUUCAUCAUGGCUGCAAUAAGUGAAACUGUCCUCGAUGCGCUCGUGCUAGAACAUUUGGCGACAAAAGAUAAAACCUUGGCAGAUAUUUACCAGAAAAAGUACAAAUCGCCGAAACUCCCCAAAGGUUCACCCCGUCUGGGUGAGAUCGUGAAGCACUAUCAGGCCACCAAGAAACAGCUUGUGUUGCCCGGCAAAGCCGGAGCAAAGGAAGAAUCGUCUGAAGAAGAAGACGAGGAAGAUUCCGAUGAUGAUGAGGAGGAAGAGCAGGCGGCAGUAACGCCGGCGAAAAAACCCGUGGCCAACGGUAAGGCCGCCACGAACGGCAAUGCGGCUGCCAAUGGAAAGAAGGCUGCUGCAUCGCAGGAAGAGGAGGAAGAUGAUGAUGACGACGAUGACGAUGAUGAUGAGGAGGAGGAGGAAGAUGACAGUGAGGAAGAGGAGGAUACGCCAGCAGUGAAAGCCCCGGUCAACAAAGUGUCCCCGGUAGUGGCCAAGCAACAGCAGGCGGAAGAGGAUGACGAUGACGAGGAUGACGACGAUGAUGAUGAUGAUGAGGAUGAUGACGAUGAGGAUGAGGAGGAAGAUGAAAAGCCCAAACAGUUGCCGCUUGUUAAGCCGGGACAAAAACGCAAGGCCGACGAAAAGCAGAACAACGAAGAGGAGGAUGAUGAAGACGACGAAGAUGAGGAUGAGGAGGAAGAGGAAGAGGCCGAAGAGCAGAAACCUCCAGCGAAGAAAGCAAACAAACAGCAGCAGCCUCAAGGCAAGGUCCCUACUAAACCUGACAAAACGGCCAACGGUAAAGCGGUCCUCAACGGCAAACCGGUCCUUAACGGAAAGGCGCAAGAACAAUCCAAGAAACCGGCUACUCCUAAUGUAGUAGCAAAAUCGCCAGGAGUUGUUGCCAAGAAGGCAGAAUCUUCAGACAGCUCGGAUGAUAGCUCAGAGGAAGAUACUCCGAAACCGGCGGCGAAGACUGCAGCGCCAGCUAAAGCUACGCCUGCUAAGGUCGCUCUUGUGAAAGCUACUCCAGCUAAAGUAGUAGCGAAACCAGCAGCCCCUGUUGCCCAAAAGAAGCAGGAAUCGUCGGAUGAUAGCUCGGACGAUAGCUCUGAUGAAGAUGAUGCAAAGCCGGCGUUGAAAGCUUCGGCAAAUACACCAGCAAAAGCACCUGCUAAAGGUGCUCCUGUAGUUGCUAAGAAACAACAGGAAGAUUCGAGCAGCGAGGAUUCGUCCAGCGAUGAAGAAACUGCGAAGAAACCAGCCGCUCCUGUGAAAGCUACUCCAGCAAAAGUAGUACCAAAACCAGCAGCUUCUGUUGCUCAAAAGAAGCAAGAAUCUUCAGAUGAUAGCUCUGAUGAAGAAGAUGCAAAGCCGGCUUCGAAGUCUUUGGCAAAUACACCAGCAAAGACACCUGCUAAGGUCGCUCCUGUAGUUGCUAAGAAACAACAGGAAGAAUCGAGCAGCGACGAUACAUCAAGCGAAGAGGAAACAGCCAAAAAACCAGCUGCUCCAGUGAAAGCAACACCAGCAAAGACAUCUGCUGCUCCAGCGAAAGCAACACCAGCAAAGACACCUGCUAAGGUCGCUCCUGUAGUUGCUAAGAAACAGCAGGAAGAAUCGAGCAGCGAUGAUUCAUCAAGCGAAGAGGAACCAGCAAAACAACCUGCUGCUCCAGCGAAAGCAACACCAGCAAAGACGCCUGCUAAGGCCGCUCCUGUAGUUGCUAAGAAACAGCAGGAAGAAUCGAGCAGUGAGGAUUCGUCAAGCGAAGAGGAAACUGCAAAGAAACCAGCUGCUCCAGUCAAAGCUACUCCUGCUAAGACACCUGCUAAGGUCGCUCCUGUAGUUGCUAAGAAACAGCAGGAAGAAUCGAGCAGUGAGGAUUCGUCAAGCGAAGAGGAAUCUGCAACGAAACCAGCUGCUCCAGCCAAAGCAGUUGUAGCAAAACCAACAGGAGUUGCUGCUAAGAACCAAGAAUCUUCGGACAGUUCGGAUGACAGCUCAGACGAGGAAGAUGCGAAGCCAGCCGCGAAGGGAGCUGCAAACAAAUCGGCCAAGGCUCCGGUGAAGUCCGCUCCUGUUACUAAGCAAAAAGAAGCAUCGAGCAGCGACGAUUCUUCCAGUGAUGAGGAAACUGCAAAGAAACCAGCGGUUCCAGCUAAAGCAUUGGCAAAACCAUCUGCUGGUACUGCCCAGAAAAAGGAAGAAUCUUCGGACGACAGCACGGACGAUAGUUCUGAUGAGGACGCGGCGAACUCUACCACGAAAGUAGCAAAGAAGGCCCCCGCCGUUGUGCCGGUAGUUGUGAAGAAAAAGCAGGAGGAAUCAAGCAGCGACGAUUCAUCCAGUGAGGAGGAGAAGGAAACGGCGAAGAAGCCUACAGCCGCUUCAGUUGCCAAACCAGUAGCAUCAUCCACUGCCGCUAAAAGGAAACAAGAAUCCGAAGAAAGUUCGGAUGACAGCUCUGACGAGGAACCGGCGACUAAGAAACCUACUCUAACUGCAUCAACACCGAAACCGGCCGCAACAAAGGCGACAAAUUCUGGCGACACGAAACAAGCGGCGGGUCAAAAGCGCAAGGCUCAAGAUAGUCCUGCUGUAAAUGCACCAGCAAAGAAACCCUACAGCAACUUUGUUCGAGCUGCUGAUCAGGAAGGAACCAUCAAUAAGUUUGAAACGCCCCCGAACAAAAAAAAAAUCAAUCAACAGAACGGCUCCAGUAGCAGCGGGUUUGGAGGAAGUGGACGGAAAUCAUUUACAAACAGCGACGAGAAGCGUGGUGUAGAAAGGUUUCGCCGAGUGAAAGAGGAAGCCAUUCAGAUCGACAAAAGGCUGAAGGAUAAUUCCUACGAAGCCAAGAAAAACGCCCAUGGUGCUUACGGAGAGAAGGCGAACAUGGUCCUGAAGAAUGUAAGGGGUAAAAUGUUCCGCCACGAGAAGACGAAAAAGAAGCGCGCCGGAUACUUUGGUGGGAUGAUCGAUACGUCGGUGAAUUCGAUCAAAUUCGACAAUUAAAAUAGGCACCAUCAAGCUCGUCAACGGAGAGAACGCCUGGCACAUUCACUCGCUUCUUUUGGGUAUAUUUUAUCAUCCGUUCAUUUGUUGUCCAGUGUCUCACGUUUAGUCGGUCCUUGGAGCUGCGCGUGUGUUUGGGAGAAGGAAAAAUAUGCUACCGUCUGAAUAGUGGUUUCUGCAUUAUAUGUAACGAAGUCGUAUUGUUCAAUGCUUGUUCAACGAGAAAUUGUACUUCGUGCAAACAGUACUAGUUUAUAAGCGUCACAUUCUUUGCAUUAGAGGAGUCUCUAUCUGUGGGUAAAAUAAUGGACAGUGGACAAAAGUGAGAUCAGGUGUAUACUUUUUAUCUGUAUGAGUACAUUAUCCUUUAUAACCGUUUUGAAUCAAUUUACCACACAACCCAAACAGGAAGUAGAUUCAGGACAACAAUCUUGUUCUUGAGUAUAAAUGAGUAUAUAAGUAUCACAAAAUAUGCUAUUGUGAAAACUAAAGUGGUAAACAUGAACUACGAUUAUUGUGUCAUUAUAUAAAACAGUUACAAACAUACAUAAACAGUACAAUAAAUCUGUCACACAAUAGAA
Messenger RNA from Anopheles coustani, 3662 nucleotides. Its product is annotated as nucleolar and coiled-body phosphoprotein 1-like. The transcript is spliced from 5 exons. The record is from RefSeq and is a predicted model, not a curated record. Lineage: Eukaryota; Metazoa; Arthropoda; Insecta; Diptera; Culicidae. Bases 70 to 3081 code for a protein of 1003 amino acids. Gene Ontology annotation, cellular component: nucleoplasm; nucleolus.